CGCAGUGUUAUCCGGAAAGAAAAUAGGAAAUAAAGAGCACAAUACUUUACAUAUUGGAUUUUCUGCCAUAUAAUCUAUUUCAACCGAUUAGUAUUGCUCCUAUUCUGUCUCCAAUUCCUUCAACAAACAAUACAGUAACGGCGUAUAACUAUAUCGAGUAUAUAGCAGUGUCCGUCCGUAAUCAAAUGCUGCUGUGGGUUGCAAGUGAGGAUAGCACGCUUUGUUGGUUUACAAUGUAUGUAUGGGGAACCAAUCCUUCUUUUCUUUUAUUUAGAAGAACAAACUUCAGAAUGAAAGGACAGUGUGACAAUGAAACCUCGGUGUUCUCUUCUUCGGGUUCGUAUAACGAAGUCAUCUCUUUAGCGAAGUCUCCAUCCAAGUUCAUUAAACUUAACAAGAACAGCUGGGAACUUGGAAUAUAACAGACUGCUCGGUUUGGAAGGAUUGUACUUUGUUUUCAUUCAUUAUUAUAUGAAAAAGAAAAAUAGAACAUUACAGUCGUUCUUUGUAUUCCCACUCUAAGCUUGUACAAUAAAUCGCUGUUCCUAAACAGUAGCUUGUAAAAGCGAUUGUGAACUUCCCCUGCAUUAUCUUACCUUUGUUAAAGUACACGCAGAAAAAAUGUUAAGAAAUAUUUUGCUAAAACGACGUCUUUUUUCGACUACCUCUUUCUCAAGGUUUCAAUUUUCAAGAGCUACUUAUGAACCUCCCAGCAGUUUUGAGCCGAGAGAUGAGGCCUAUAUGAACGAAUUGGAGAAUGAUAUACAUCAGAACAAUGUGAGUUUAGGUCUCAUGUUGGAACAUAGCAAGGUUCGCCAAUAUUACAGAAAGGCAGCUUAUGAACUUCCCUCACUUACAAUGUAUUCCGAACCCUACCGACCGAGAAGUGUCGACCAAGUCCUUGUCUUUGAAUCUCCUAUUGAAAUGUCGUCAACUGCAACACCAGUUUCAAAGGUUGUUUUGAAGUUCAAAGUUUCCAACCUUCCUCAUUUACAGAAUAACGAACGUCAUGUACUAAAGCUCUUAAGCGGCGUUAGAUACAAUCCGGAAACCGAUGAAGUUAAAAUGUCAUGCAAUAAAUACCCCUCCUCUCUGCAGAACAAGCUCUUUCUUGCUGAAUGCUUGAAUAGUUUGAUUUCCGAGUCCAAGCGUUUAAAAACCAAAUUCGCUGAUGUUCCCUUGGACAUUCGACAUGUAAAAAAGAAAAAGCAAGAUUUGCGCUUCCCGAAGGCUUGGCUGGAACAAUCUCUACAAGGGCCUACUGAAAAGGAGUAGCAAUAAUAAGAUGAAAAGUCAUUUUACAGAUACCAAUUCUCAUAUUACACAGUUAAAAGUAGGAUCUUCUGAUGUGUAGCUAUCAUUUAUUAUAAUCAUCACGGUGUCUUAAUUUAUAACGUUAUUACACCUUAGUCAUAAAUAUCUAAUGGUGGAAUCUUGUCAAAACCACUCAACCAGUUUUUCGAAGCAUCCUCUGAUGCCAUCCAAUGAAUGGGUAAUUCCACCAAAUGGCCUCGAAUUCCUCGUAGAAUUUGAUAGACCGCUCGUCUAUCCGGAAUCUUCAUUGGAUUUUUUUUGGUACCUUUGCUAAAAUGUCUUUUAAUAUUCUUUUCCUCGGAAUUACCGUUUUCUGAGGAUACGCCAGACAGAAAAUCAGAACUUUCUUUUUCCAUUUCGUCUUUUUCUGCAGUAUUUUCUUGCUCUCGCCAACGUUUUUGCUCUUCUUUGAAUAGUUGAGCGUACUUCUUACUCUCGUGGUAGGCAUCCCAAGUUAGUAUCGUAUCGUCUGGUACACACUUGAAUAUGUAUCUGUAGAAAAGAGUAUUAUUCUCAGCUGUUUUACACCAAAUGUUGUCAAAGAAAUCUUCGGAAACAGGAUCUUCGAAACUUGAAGCAUCAAACUUGGGAAUUUCUUCAUUCGUCAAAGGAUUUACCUCCAGCAAAGGAAUGUCAUCAAAAAAUGCAAGUCCGUUACCACAAUGCGGUCUGGAAGGCUCAAGUACCUUAUUAUGAGGGUCUUUCCGUAUCAUGGGUCUUUGAUCUCCACCAGAUUCAGGAAACUUAGAGAGUUCAUGAAGAGUACUAUCAUCACUAUUAAGAUAAGAUGGUGUUCCUCCUACUAACGCAUUAGCUGUAAGAAUCGGCCCUUUUUUAAAGUCCUUAUAACGCUCCUCUCCAAACUUCUUCUCGUAAGGAGUUGCAUUGGGUACAACACUAUAUUUUGAAAAAAGUCUAACACGUUGAUCAAACCCUUCAAUAUGCUUAUGACAUUCUUCAAGCUUUUCAGGAGGAACUUCACCAAACUUUUCAUCAGAACGGUAGCGCAGAUUAAGCUCAUCAGCAUCAAAUAUUGAGCCACCCACAUGCUUAUCCUCGUCAGGAUUCCAGGCGUCUACUCGUUUCCACUUCGUUUGCCGAUCAAGACCAUCCAUAUUGUAUUCACGUUGUUCUAGUAUAUCAGUUUCAAUCCCCAAAUGCUCUCGCAUCAGGCGAAUUCGUAAUGAGUGAGCAAACUUGCCUACUUUAUAAGGUUUUCCAUUCAUUUUAGAAUCAAUCGUCAGAGUAUCUCGUACUAUACCUGCAAUCUCAGAAUCACGGUUUCCUAAGAGGGAGCGUUCGUUAAUGUUUGCGGACCCUAUGACGGCAACCCUAUCAUCAGCAAUCAUGAUUUUUCCAUGUACGUAAAUAAGAUCGGUAGACAGUUCAUGCUCUGGUCCUAUGUGUGCCCAACCUCGAAGACCGUAAAAUUUAAGGUACUUUGAUCCAUCAAUCCCUUUUGCCUUUAGUCGACCAAAUAUUGAAUUUUCUCCUCUGCAGAUGCUUUUAUAUUGACAAUCAACAAUUAAGCGAAGACUGCUUCCUUCUUGCAUAUCAAUUUGACCCUGAAAUCCUGGAAGUAAAGGAAUUAUAAUCACACCUUUCCAUCUCUCAUUAUUUUUAUGUGCUCUGGUAAUUCUCUCAACUAAAGCAUCACCAACACGAUUUUCAAUAACAGUACCAUCACUGAUUGUAGAUGUUAUAAAGAACUGGUUUUCCACAUAGAUAAAAUGUUCACUUUUUUCAAUACACUUAACGUAAGCAUUCUGUAUACUUUGCUCAACAGAAUCGGCCAAACCUAAUGACCACAGACCAGCAGAUCUUAAAAGUUGCACCUCACAUGUUCCAGUCAAUUGUUUAUCUAUAAGUUGUUCAUUCGUGGAAUCAACGGGAGGAAUUAAUAUGGGGAUUUUCCUAGCGGGUCUUUUACACUCAAUCAAAUAGUUCCAUCUUUGAACGAAAUGUCUGGCUGCGUCCCUAGCAGGUUGUCCUAGAAUCGACAUGGAAACAUCAUGCCAACCCAUACGGGGUAUUACUGUUCGAUCAUACAUAUCCUUUUGUGGCUGCGUCAAAUCGAAAAAGUCAUGUACACGUGGAUUAGAGUAAUCUUUUCCUUUCCAAGAUUGUUCGUUAUGAACAUUCUUAUCUGGAGGGUUAACCAAUUUAUCAUCAUAGAGGAUAUGCUGGGAUGUAUCAUAACGACCAAAGCAAAGAUCAAUUCCACCUAUAAAAGCGAUGGCAUCAUCUACUACAACUAACUUUUCAUGAUGGGCCCAGAAAAGUGCAUUCUGUCGAAAAUGGGAUGGAGAACGAAUGACAAAAAUGUUCGGAUGUAACGAUUGAAGAUAGCUUUUUGUAUGAAAUGAAUCGAUAGGGACGGUAGCAUCUAUAUUUCUGUAAACCAUAAUAUAAACCUUUACACCUUCUCUGGCUUUUUCCUGUAGUAAAUGAUCGAUGCGCCACUUAUCAGCAAGGCUGUAUGGUCUUCGCAUUUGCAAUUCCGGCGUCAGCCACCAUCCAUGAAUCAUUAUAGUAUGCUUAGCAUUUUUGAAUGCACGACUGACGUUCCACAUGUGAUCUCGAGCAUCUACCAUCCACUGAACAGCGACAUUUGUUCUAACAGGAGCAUAACUAUCAAAUCGAUGAAGCUCGCACCAGGAGGUUAGACCUUGAGCAACUUGAACACUAUUUAUAAACUGUUGAAGCCAACGUCCGCUUCGAACAGACAGUUUAAUGACUUUUUGCUUAUUUUUUAUUUUGAAGGUGUGAUGUGAAACUCGGAUUUUUUCUUGUGUAUCUUUAGGGUGUGACUUUCUAAACUUCUUCCUAGUGAUUUCAAAAUCAACGUCCCAAAUAAAUACGUCCAUUGGUUCAAAGGAGUGCAUGCUAUCGCAAAAUAUAAUAGAGCUUUCAGAGACAAUGAUCCAAAAGGGAUGUAAACGGGAACGGACUGAAGGUCCAGAGCAGCAAAGUAUACUUUGCGAGGCAGAAUAGUUUUUCCUGACAGUAGCGUAACCUUCUUUACCAUGAAAUCUUCGGGAACUAGCCAAACGUAGUCCCAAGUUACUCAUUUCUAAAAAUGUGUAUAAAACAUUAACCUCCGGAAAAAAUUGAAGACAAUUAAUCAUAUCUUGUAAAUACUUUCCAAGUGUAUUACCCUGUAUAGUCCAAAAGUUUGCAACUUUUUUCUUGACACCGCUAUUACCCCGAUUAUUGUUUUGUUGUGGGAUAUCAGCGGAUUGCGAUUCUAUUGAUAUACUG
Molecule: messenger RNA, 4575 nt
Organism: Schizosaccharomyces octosporus yFS286
Lineage: Eukaryota; Fungi; Ascomycota; Schizosaccharomycetes; Schizosaccharomycetales; Schizosaccharomycetaceae
Product: ribosomal protein subunit S24
Exons: 2
Coding region: 622-1275 (217 amino acids)
Biological process (GO): mitochondrial translation
Cellular component (GO): mitochondrial small ribosomal subunit
Molecular function (GO): structural constituent of ribosome
Source: RefSeq, a predicted model, not a curated record